Messenger RNA from Alternaria burnsii, 153 nucleotides. RefSeq lists its product as uncharacterized. The transcript has a single exon. The record is from RefSeq and is a predicted model, not a curated record. The coding region runs from base 1 to 153 and encodes 50 amino acids. Lineage: Eukaryota; Fungi; Ascomycota; Dothideomycetes; Pleosporales; Pleosporaceae.
AUGAUUAAUGCUUCUAGAAGCGAUCAUGGAAGGAAUCCUUCGCAUGCAAUGCGACCGGGGGACUCUGAUCAGGGAUAUGGCCGGGACGAGAAUAUCAAACAAGACCGAAAGCAAAGACGUCCGUCGGCCCCUUUAAACUCAGGUGUUGCAUGA